UUCGUUCCACUAUGUCACUGUUCAACCAAACUAUUCAUAACCAUCAGACCUUUACCCUGAUUGGGAUUCCAGGAAUGCCAGAGAAAGACUUCUGGAUGGCUUUGCCCCUCUGCCUUCUUUACAGUACCACAUUCCUAGGUAAUUUCAUUAUCCUUGUUGUCAUAAAGGUUGAGCGAAGUCUCCAUGAACCCAUGUAUUAUUUUCUGGCUAUGCUAGCUGCCACUGACCUUAGCCUUUCAUUAUCUUCCAUGCCGACCAUGAUAAGUGUUCACUUGUUUGACUGGCGCUCAGUAACCCUUGAUGUCUGCAUCACUCAGAUGUUCUUUAUCCACAACUUUGGAGGAGUGGAAUCAGGUGUUCUGGUCGCCAUGGCCUUUGAUCGCUUUGUGGCUAUUCGCUUCCCUUUGCGCUAUGCUACCAUUCUCACUCAUGGAGUCAUCAUCAAAAUUGGAGCAGCAGUCCUGCUCCGGAGUGUGAGUGUAGUGCUCCCUGUGCCUUUCCUCAUCAAAAGGCUACCUUUCUGCCGCUCCAAUGUCCUUUCCCACGCAUACUGCCUCCAUCAGGAUGCCAUGAGGCUUGCCUGUGCUGACACCCGUGUCAAUAGCAUCUAUGGUCUGCUGGCUGUGAUCUUCACCAUUGUACUAGAUGCCUUGAUCCUUUUGAUUUCUUACUUUCUAAUCCUCCAGGAAGUACUGGGCAUUGCUUCCAGAGAAGAGAGACUUAAGGCUCUUAAUACCUGCUUCUCUCAUAUCUGUGCAGUACUGCUCUUCUAUGUGCCUCUCAUUGGCAUGACUCUGAUUCACCGCUUUGGGAAGCAUUUGUCACCAAUAAUACACACACUUAUGGCCAAUAUCUACCUGCUGCUCCCUCCUCUGCUCAAUCCUGUUGUGUACAGUGUUAGGACCAAGCAGAUCCGGCAGCGGAUUGUCCGAGCAUUCUGUGGGAACAGGAUUGGCCAUUAA
Messenger RNA from Herpailurus yagouaroundi (jaguarundi), 962 nucleotides. Its product is annotated as olfactory receptor 51H1-like. Bases 12 to 962 code for a protein of 316 amino acids. The record is from RefSeq and is a predicted model, not a curated record. Gene Ontology annotation, molecular function: G protein-coupled receptor activity; olfactory receptor activity. NCBI's taxonomy places the organism in Eukaryota, Metazoa, Chordata, Mammalia, Carnivora, Felidae. Gene Ontology annotation, biological process: G protein-coupled receptor signaling pathway. Gene Ontology annotation, cellular component: plasma membrane. The transcript has a single exon.